CUGAAUAAGGCAGUGCUCCUCACUUUUUGCCCCUGUUAACCCUUCACAUCCCACACUGCUGCUGCACUCUGAAGCUAAAUUGUAAUAAAAAAAAAAAAGAUUCAUGCAAAAACAUUAAAACACUGAUCCGAAGACAUUCCUGAUGUCUUUGGAAUCACAUCAUCCUGGAUCCUGUGACAAGAGAAGCAAAGAUUCAGAGUGGAGGUGACAAAGAUGGAUGAGCUCAGAGAGUUUCCUCCUCCUUCUCCUUCAUCCUAUUUUGGGAGGUUCACAUAAGCAAUCUGAACUCUCUCUUCCCUCAACAAGCAUCUUUAUGAAGCACUGAGAUGUAAGUUGUGAUCUUCUGCACGAAGUUCAACAGAGAAGAAAGAAGCGAGACGGGAGUGUUGCAUCCAAACGCUGUCGUCAAAGGAGCUGGUUUGCAUCCUGAUAACAGCCAAUCAGGUUUGCUAAUAAGACAUGGAGUCAAAAAAUGAAGGGUCAACGCCAUUGACCAGUGAGGAAUUGGUCUCUAUUGAGGAUGAAGAUGUUCUCAACAAAAUGCUGGACAGUGCAGCAGAUUUUGAAGAGAGGCGGAUGAUUCGAGCUGCUUUGAGGGAUCUGCUCAAGAAAAAGAGAGAAAAAAGGGAGCAGGAGCGCGGGGUGAGGCACCAAGACCUGAAACAGCAGGGCUUGAAUAAAAGAGGGACAACAGGAGGAGCUGUCAGCGUCGGAAGAGCAUCUAUGAACCAGCAGCCGUCGGUGAACAAGUCAGCCUGUCAGCCGUCAUCCUCCACUCCAAUCAGCAAGUCCACAGGCAGGGCCGGUCCUGCUGCUGUCUCAGCCCAGAAAUGUUCCUUUGCUGAACCACCCAACGCUAAAAAUGUCAAACAAAUGCUUCUGGACUGGUGCAGGGCCAAAACAGAGCCAUAUGAGGGGGUAGACAUCCAGAACUUCUCAUCCAGUUGGAAAGACGGCAUCGCCUUCUGCGCCUUGGUGCACCGAUUCUACCCAGACGCGUUCGAAUACUCCACCCUGAACCCCUACAAGCCCAGAGACAACUUCCAGCUGGCUUUCAGCACUGCAGAGAGGCUGGCAGGCUGCCCCCCUCUCCUGGAUGCUGAGGACUUGGUGCGGAUGAAGGAGCCCGACUGGAAGUGUGUGUACACGUACAUCCAGGAGUUUUACCGCUGCCUGGUGGAGAAGGGCCUCGUCAAAACCAAGAAGCGCCCUUAAGUCUCCGAAAGCCCAUGAGUCACUGUGAUCUUUCCAGAUAAACGCCCGGAGAGAGCCUGAGGUCAAAAGGAUGACUUUCUGAUCGUGUCCAGAUAAAUAUUUACCAUUCGAUCCAUUUCACUGUGAACGAACGGUGACAAAUGGUUGGUAUUAGUUUGCAGGGAAUUGCUGCUGUCUGUGUGAUUUAAGGGAACAGCUGGUGCUUAGGGUCAGUUCAUUCCUCUGAAAUUACACAUCUGCAUUAAUCCCACUGUGAGUCUGAGCAUGACCUUCAUGAUAAUGAUGAUGAUGAUGCUGUCCAGGACUCGCUGCAGUCUGUGCGUCAGAUAAAUAAAUACUUAUUUCAUUA
This is a messenger RNA of Poeciliopsis prolifica (blackstripe livebearer), 1564 nucleotides long. It is a transcript of the gene smtna, whose product is annotated as smoothelin a. Gene Ontology annotation, molecular function: protein binding. The record is from RefSeq and is a predicted model, not a curated record. Lineage: Eukaryota; Metazoa; Chordata; Actinopteri; Cyprinodontiformes; Poeciliidae. The coding region runs from base 460 to 1215 and encodes 251 amino acids. Gene Ontology annotation, cellular component: microtubule organizing center; filamentous actin. The transcript is spliced from 8 exons. Gene Ontology annotation, biological process: actin cytoskeleton organization.